Messenger RNA from Vombatus ursinus (common wombat), 2543 nucleotides. RefSeq names its product peptidase, mitochondrial processing alpha subunit (gene PMPCA). Gene Ontology annotation, molecular function: metalloendopeptidase activity; metal ion binding. The record is from RefSeq and is a predicted model, not a curated record. NCBI's taxonomy places the organism in Eukaryota, Metazoa, Chordata, Mammalia, Diprotodontia, Vombatidae. The coding region runs from base 16 to 1608 and encodes 530 amino acids. Gene Ontology annotation, cellular component: mitochondrion. The transcript has 13 exons.
GGGCGGAGGCGCAAGAUGGCGGCGGCGGCGGUGGCUGUAACGGGGGCGGCGGGAGCUGCUGUGCUGCGCGGACCAGGCGUCUGGGGCCGCUCUCGCAUGAGAUUUGGACUGACUGCAUACAGAAGGUUUAGUAGUGGCAGUGCGUACCCCAACAUUCCUCUCUCUUCUCCCCUACCUGGAGUGCCCAAACCUGUUUUUGCAACAGUUGAUGGACAGGAAAAAUUUGAAACCAAAGUCACAACACUGGAGGAUGGACUUCGUGUGGCAUCUCAAAAUAAAUUUGGACAAUUUUGUACAGUAGGAAUUCUGAUUAAUUCAGGAUCAAGACAUGAAGCAAAAUAUGUUGGUGGAAUUGCUCACUUUUUGGAAAAACUGGCAUUUUCGUCUACUGCCAGGUUUGGCAGCAAAGAUGAAAUUCUUCUUACUUUGGAAAAGCAUGGGGGAAUUUGUGACUGCCAGACAUCAAGGGAUACUACCAUGUAUGCUGUGUCUGCUGAUACAAAAGGACUGGAUACCGUAGUUGGCUUAUUAGCUGAGGUAGUGUUGCAACCAAAGUUAUCAGAUGAAGAAAUUGAUAUGACUCGAAUGGCUGUCCAGUUUGAAUUAGAGGACCUAAAUAUGAGGCCUGAUCCAGAGCCACUUCUCACAGAGAUGAUUCAUGAAGCUGCAUACAGAGAAAAUACAGUGGGCCUCCACCGUUUCUGUCCAGCAGAAAAUAUUCCCAAAAUUGAUCGAAAAGUACUCCAUUCAUACCUGAGAAACUACUACACUCCUGACCGGAUGGUACUGGCUGGUGUAGGGGUAGAACAUGAGCAAUUAGUGGAGUGUGCCAGAAAAUAUCUCCUUGGAAUAAAUCCAGUUUGGAGUAGUGGGCAGACCAAGGAUGUUGACAGAUCUGUUGCACAGUAUACUGGAGGGAUUAUCAAGAUAGAAAGAGACAUGUCAGAUGUGAGUCUAGGGCCCACACCAAUCCCUGAACUCACACAUAUCAUGAUAGGACUUGAGAGCUGUUCUUUUUUGGAGGAAGAUUUCAUCCCUUUUGCAGUGCUAAACAUGAUGAUGGGAGGAGGAGGUUCUUUUUCAGCUGGUGGACCAGGAAAGGGAAUGUUUACCAGACUCUAUCUCAAUGUGCUAAACAGGCACCAUUGGAUGUAUAAUGCAACCUCUUAUCACCACAGUUAUGAAGAUACAGGCCUCUUAUGUAUUCAUGCUAGUGCUGAUCCUAGACAGGUUCGAGAAAUGGUAGAAAUCAUUACAAGGGAAUUUAUUUUAAUGGGUGGAUCUGUGGGUGAGGUGGAGCUUGAGAGAGCCAAGACACAACUUAUGUCCAUGCUCAUGAUGAACCUAGAAUCCAGACCUGUAAUUUUUGAGGAUGUAGGGAGGCAGGUGCUGGCAACAAACUCCAGAAAACUACCUCAUGAAUUGUGUGCUCUUAUUCGUAAUGUGAAAUCAGAUGAUAUCAAGAGGGUGGCUACUAAAAUGCUUCGGGGGAAUCCUUCAGUAGCAGCUCUGGGAGACUUGACAGACCUGCCAACAUAUGAGCACAUUCAAGCAGCACUAGCCAGUAAAGAUGGACGACUGCCCAGAAUGUAUAGGCUUUUCCGAUAAGGAACUGAUAAAGCUUAAACCACCCUGAGAAUCUGGGGGAGCAUGUUUUUUAUGUAUUAUUCUUGAGAUUGUUGUAAUUUAGUGCAAAAAAAAGAUGUUUAAUUAUAUGGAAUAAAACAUAUGGGACUCUUCUCCAGAAUUAAAUGAACUCUUAACUUAAACCUUUCCAGACCACACAACUCCAUUUUAACUCCCUCAAGUAUGAUGGCCACUGGAAUACAUGUUUAACCACCUAAGUGCAUAAUGCUUCCUCUCUUUAAAGCAAAGAAGAGGUUGCUAACAACUAAAUAAUCUCCAGUGUUAGAGAUGGAUCUUGUUCUUUUAAAUGGUAUGCAGGAUCCAUUUUUGAGAUUGAUGUCCUAAAUCAGGUAAGAAGAAUGUGGGUUUUGUUCAUUCUAAUGGAUCUAUGUAAUGAUAAUAUGAAGUAGUUUUUCCUUCCACCUCACUGGGGAUCCAUACAUACCUUUGAUACUUACAUGCAUAAUAUACCAACAAAUCCUGCUUACUUGACUUGAAGUUCCCAAAGAUAAUACUAAAUUAAACGCGUACUCAGAUCUUAUUUUGAACUGGAUAGCAAGUUCAAAAUUACAUGGGAAACGUUCACUUGUUCCUUCUAAAUAAAGUAUUGUUUUAAGUAAAGUAAGUAUACUUUUUCCUUGCACCCUUCCACAUUCAUUAGAUUUGCCCGUUGCUAGGAAAGACGUCUUCCCUUGGAGGCAGCUAACCCAGAAGAGCACAUAGCUUUCCUAGGAGUUAGUAGGUAGUGAGUAAGUGAAGACUUUCUCCUUCAAGUCUCCUUGAAACUGCCCUGCUUGACCCAAGCAUUAGUAAAUAUGUUCUAGAUAAUUUAAGCCUGGAUAGAAUAACAGUAUCAGGGUUUGUUAAAAAAAAAAAAAAAGACUUGGGGAGCUGUAGGAAUAAUUUGUUAUAUAUUA